This is a messenger RNA of Drosophila bipectinata, 2351 nucleotides long. RefSeq names its product ribonuclease Z (gene RNaseZ). NCBI's taxonomy places the organism in Eukaryota, Metazoa, Arthropoda, Insecta, Diptera, Drosophilidae. Gene Ontology annotation, cellular component: mitochondrion. The record is from RefSeq and is a predicted model, not a curated record. Gene Ontology annotation, biological process: mitochondrial tRNA 3'-end processing. Gene Ontology annotation, molecular function: 3'-tRNA processing endoribonuclease activity.
GCUGUUAAGCGAAACGUGAGGACCGCGCCGUUGACUGAGUACGAAUGUUUGUGGUGAAAUCGAGGUGUUGGCCGCUUUAUGGAACUAUUCGAACUUUCAAGAUGAGCAGCUCGGUGGCGGCCACUAUAGCCUCCGCCACGGAUCCCCUGACAGGCCCCCGAUAUGAGCGUGAACCCAAUGUGCUGCGCAAGAAGCUGGCCUCCGUGGUUCCCGGCUCUGUGAAUCUCCAAGUGCUCGGUGCCGGGGCCAACGGGGCACCCGCCGCCGUUUACAUGUUUACGGAUCAGGCACGCUACCUCUUCAACUGCGGAGAAGGAACUCAGAGAUUGGCUCACGAGCACAAGACUCGCCUGUCCCGACUAGAGCAGAUCUUCGUUACCCGCAACACGUGGGCUGCUGUGGGUGGACUGCCAGGACUGGCGCUUACAAUCCAGGAUGCUGGUGUGAGAAACGUUGGACUCCACGGGCCCCCACACCUCAGUACGAUGCUACAGUCCAUGCGGCGCUUUGUGGUGCUGAAGAACCUUCAGAUGCAGACAAUUGACUGCUCCGAGGGCGGGAGCUUCGAGGACUCCAUCUUAAAGGUGGAUUCCCUGCCUCUGUUCAGCUCGGUGGAUCCCGACAAGAGCGUUGUCAACUACAUUUGCCAACUGAAGCCGCGACCGGGAGCUCUCAACCUGGUAAAGUGCGUGGAGCAGGGAGUGCCGCCGGGUCCACUGCUGGGAAAGCUGAAGAACGGCCAGGAUAUCACACUGCCGAAUGGAACUGUGGUACGCUCGGCGGAUGUCACCGAGGCCAGUGAAACGCACCUCUCGUUUGUUUUCCUGGACGUGCCCUCGGAGGAUUAUGUGGCAGGACUCCUGGCUCAAGCGAAACGCAUUAAAGAACUUGGAGACCAGAAACUCACAGAGGUAGCCUUAGUGGUUCAUUUUACACCUGAGCUGAUAGCGUCACGCACAGACUACAAGGAUUUUGUGGCCCAGAACUUCUCGACGGACACACAGCACAUUUACCUCGGCUCCCCGAACAAUCAGUUCUCAGGAUAUGCUGCUGCCCAUCGCAUCCAGCAUCAGCUCCAUCAACUGGCUCCCCAGGUGUUUCCGCUACUGAACGAACAGUUGCCGUGUCAGAGUCAAAACCUCAGCCAGAACCUGAAGAAAACCAAGCUAGACGAGAAAGAUCCAGAAGAGGAGGAGCAGGAGAAGCCAUCGAAUGACGAUAGUGCCGAACAGGGUGUUGUGUCCAUGACCAGUUUCCACUUGAGGCCAAAAAAAGGUCUAGAUCGCACCCUCGAAGCCAAGCUCACGCCCGAAGAGUACGUCAAGGAGACCCAUGCUGUUCCAGGCUUCACGGAACUGCUCGCAAAGUUCAAAGAGGAGUACUCCUUUCCGGCCAGCUCGGCCAACAGCUAUCCAAAAAUAAUCUUUCUCGGAACAGGGUCAUGUAUUCCCAACAAGACCCGCAACGUUAGCUCCAUUCUAGUUCAGACUGCGGCCGAAGCCUACGUCUUGCUGGACUGUGGCGAAGGGACCUUUGGCCAGAUUGUGAGGCUUUACGGCAGAAGCAAAGCGGAAACAGUUCUCGCUCAACUCCAAGCCAUUUAUGUAUCCCAUCUGCAUGCCGACCAUCACAUUGGUCUGAUCGGCCUCCUCCGGGAAAGAAGGAAGCUGAAGCAGAAGGUCGAUCCCCUGAUUCUGCUGGCCCCGCGGCAGAUCGAACCAUGGCUGGAGUUCUACAACCGCCAGAUCGAGCCCAUUGAGGACUCGUACAACCUGGUGGGCAAUGGAGAACUGCUGGAAAGUCCUCUGACCGGCGAGAAGGUGGAGCCCCUGGGUAUCACCGCUAUAGGCACCUGUCUGGUGCGGCACUGUCCCAACUCCUUUGGCAUCAGUCUCACCUUGGCGGCCCAGCAUGAAGGUGAACCCAUAAAGAUCACCUACAGCGGCGACACGAUGCCCUGCCUGGACCUCAUCGAGCUGGGUCGCAAUUCCACGGUGCUAAUCCACGAAGCCACAAUGGAAGACGACCUGGAGGAGGAGGCGCGAGUCAAGACGCACAGCACAGUCUCGCAGGCGAUUCAGCAGGGCCGCAACAUGAACGCCCGGCACACCAUUCUCACCCACUUUUCGCAGCGCUACGCCAAGUGCCCGAGGCUGCCGGAUGCCGAGGACAUGAAGCAGGUGGCCAUUGCCUUCGACAACAUGCAGGUGACCGUCGACGAUCUGCAGCACUACCACAAGCUGUACCCCGCCCUGCUGGCCAUGUACGCCGAGUACACGGAGGAGUUGGAGCAGCGGGCUGUAAAGCGGGAGCUGAAGCAGGAGAGGAAACGGAAAAUGGAGCAAACGUGA